AUGUUAAAUAUGAUGAAACCAUGGUUCAGGCUUUAUCUCCUAAACCUCUUACUCUCUUUACACUAUUAUCCUUCCCUUGCAGCUCUAACAUCCAUCUCUAUAAACCAAUCUGUUUCGGGUGACCAAACUAUUAUCUCUAGAGGAGGAAUCUUUGAAUUAGGUUUCUUCAAACCGAGUAAUUCCUCUAAGGACUACAUAGGAAUAUGUAAUUUAGUUCUAAUAGACGAGUCUUCAAACCAAGUUUGGUCAAUAAACAUGAGUUUUCCUAAGUCAGAUUCUGUUGUAGCUAUUCUCUUAGAUAGUGGAAAUCUUGUUUUGAGAAAUAGGCAUAAUGAUGAUGCAUCAGAUCCUCUAUGGCAGAGUUCUGACCAUCCAACAGAUACAUGGCUUCCUGAUAGCAAAAUUAGGCUAGACAAUAAAGCAAAGAAGCCUCAGUAUUUCACUUCAUGGAAGAAUAGAGAUGAUCCCGGAAUGGGUCUUUUCUCUUUUAAACUAGACCUAAAAGGAACAAUUUCAUACUCAAUUCUUUGGAAUAAGUCUGAACAGUAUUGGACAAGUGGAGCUUGGAAUGGACAUAUUUUUAGUCAGGUUCCCGAGAUGAGGUUGAAUUAUAUCUACAAUUUGUCGUUAGAGUCAAACGAGAAUGAGACCUAUUUCACUUACUCUGUGUAUAAUCCUUCCAUUAUGUCACGGUUUGUGAUGGAUAUAUCCGGGCAGAUCAAGCAAUUAUCAUGGUUGGAAAAUGUCAAAGAGUGGAACCUGUUUUCGACGCAGCCAAGAGGACGGAACAUAAGCACAACACUAAAAGAACUGUCUAAUAUCAAAAGCAUUAGUGCAAAUUAG
This is a messenger RNA of Vicia faba (fava bean), 843 nucleotides long. The record is from the annotation of a GenBank genome assembly. NCBI's taxonomy places the organism in Eukaryota, Viridiplantae, Streptophyta, Magnoliopsida, Fabales, Fabaceae.